GCUCCGGCCGCUUGAGGAAACAUUGAGCGAAAGGUGGUUUCGACUGCCAGCGCUACGCACUGCACAACCAACAAAUCCUCCGCUUUUUAUUUCGCGGUGGGGGUAAUAAACACCGGGGCAAGGCGAAUGGAUGUUACGGCCAACAUGGUGUAAAGGCAGCGACUUGGAUCAUUUGAAGGAAGGAAUUGUGCGGCGGUGGAAUCGAAGCCCGAGCGUGUGAGACGUGAAACAGCAGGUCAAAAAGUCGAAGUGGCCGUGAAAUGGCUGACGGAGGCAAGAGCAGUUGGUGGAAGACGAUGACCAUGAAAAAGAAGCCGAAGGAGUUGACGGACAAGCAGGAGAGCGUGCAGUUCUCCACAGACAAAACAGCGGCCCGGGAAAAUAAACACCCCAACUUGAUGGAGGAGAAAGAAUACUUGGACCCCAAACUGGAGAAAGGCUUUAAUGAGAAAAACACGCGCAGGAACCUGAAAAUCUCCCGCUCCGGACGGUUCAAGGAAAAGCGCAGGGUCCGAGCCACUCUGCCCGACAGCCCCAAGUUUUUUGAAGGGACGGCGACUGGAAAUGCAAAGGAUGAAAACUAACGCACAAUCCUGUUUCUGGGGCAUCGACAUAAACACUUGUCAACAGACACUAAUGGCAAAUUUUGCAGCCCUUAAUAUAGGGGUAAUAUAAGAUAGGGAAAACCUGAAAUUAAAGUGUCAAUUUAUUUUACUUUGAAUAUUUCAUGAAUAAUGUGUUAAAUAUUUAUUUGUUGUAAUCUAGAUACCUAUUGUAGAUAGAUAGAUUUUUAUGGCUACUGUAUUAUUUUCCCCAUCGUCCAUCGCAGGUUCGAACCGCAGACCAGCUCUUGUCCUGGGCCAGACGUGUAUUUUGGGGGCGAGGGGAGGGAAGUAAUUCUUAAGCAAAUUUUGUUUUUGUGGCUUUGAUAAGCAAGGUCAACUUUUGAUCUGAGCAGUUGUUCGUUUGAAAUGAAAAGGAGAUUUUUUUAAAUAAAAAAAGAAA
Leucoraja erinaceus (little skate) is the source of this 1005-nucleotide messenger RNA. RefSeq names its product proline-rich protein 15-like. Bases 261 to 584 code for a protein of 107 amino acids. The record is from RefSeq and is a predicted model, not a curated record. Lineage: Eukaryota; Metazoa; Chordata; Chondrichthyes; Rajiformes; Rajidae. The transcript has 2 exons.